This is a messenger RNA of Striga asiatica, 1831 nucleotides long. The record is from the annotation of a GenBank genome assembly. Lineage: Eukaryota; Viridiplantae; Streptophyta; Magnoliopsida; Lamiales; Orobanchaceae.
CGCCAAAAUGCGGGCUUUGUCGGGCUCCCCAGCUGACGCAUUCUAAUCACUAGGGUUUAAGGCAAACCCUAAUUCUCGCAACAAUUUUUCAGGUUUUACUGAUUUUUUACAUGAUUAUCUUUCUCUCCCAUUUCUCUUUCCGCUCUGAAUUGAACUUAUAGGGUUUUGCUAUCAAGAAUGAUAUCAUCGAUUUCCUGGGUCCCUAAAGGGGUCUCAAAAUCGGUUCCCUCAGCAGCUGAUCCCCCUUCAAAUGAGAAAAUAGAAGAGAUCCUGAAGAGUGGUAUCCUUGAAACACGUGGAGAGAGUGAAAAUGAGGAAAACAAUGAAGAUAUGAAUGUUGAUGAUGAUGCAGUUAGUCAAGGUGAUGACGAACUUUCCCGUGCAUUGUCUGCUGCCAGUGCACUUGGGAAAACUCCCAAAAGUUCGAAGAUGGAAUCCGAUAGCUUGGCAGAUGCGUUGAAAGAGCUAGACAUGGAUAAUUACGACGAGGAGGAUGAUGGCGUUGAGUUGUUUGGCUCGGGUCUUGGCAACUUAUAUUACCCAAGUAAUGAUAUGGAUCCUUAUUUGAAAGGCCAAGAUGAAGAAGACUCUGAAGAGGAAGAAGAUAUUGCCAUAAAGCCAGAGGAUGCAGUCAUAGUCUGCGCUCGGAAUGAAGAUGAUGUAUGGAUAUUGGAAGACCCGACAAAUGGUGAUUCAAACAUGUAUGUGCACCAUGAUAUUGUCAUCCCAGCAUUUCCACUCUGCACAGCGUGGCUUGGUUGUCCUCUUAAAGGUGGAGACAAAGGGAACUUCAUUGCUAUUGGCUCCAUGGAACCAACCAUUGAGAUAUGGGACCUUGAUAUUAUUGAUGAAGUCCAGCCAUCUGCAACGCUGGGUGGCAUUAUUGAAAAGAAGAGAAAGGGAAAAAAGAAAUCUAUUAAAUACAAGGAUGGUAGUCACACAGAUGCAGUUCUUGGACUUGCUUGGAACAAAGCAUUCAGUAAUGGACUCGCUAGCGCCAGUGCGGACAAGUUGGUCCAAGCUGUCGCAUGGAAUCAUUUUGCUCCCAGUGUUCUUCUUAGUGGAUCGUUCGAUCACACUGUCAAUAUGAAAGAUGUCAGGAUACCUGAACAUCAAGGAGUUACAUGGUCAGUUGCAGCCGAUGUGGAGAGCUUAGCAUGGGACCCACACACAGAGCAUUCAUUUGUGGUCAGUCUUGAAAAUGGCACUGUUACUGGUUUUGAUAUUCGGAAUGCUAGCUCUAAAGCGACCUCUCAGCCUGAAGCAAGCUUUACAAUCCAUGCACAUGACAAAGCAGUCUGCACGAUUGCCUAUAAUACUUCCAUCCCAAAUGUGAAGCUAUGGGAUUUAUUAAACCAACCGUCAUGUAUUGCUUCCAAAAACCCGAAAGCUGGAGCUGUAUUUUCUGUUUCUUUCUUCGAUGAUUGCCCUUUUACGUUAGCUAUCGGAGGUUCCAAAGGAAAACUACAGGUGUGGGAUUUGUUGACUGAUGCUGAGGUGGCUAAAAGGUACGGCAAAUAUGCCAACAAGGCAAAAUCCUCGACUCCCUGAAGGAAUGAUUGGUCAUUGGAUUUAAUUUUUUUUUUUAGUUUAAAAUGUGAAGGUAAUAGUUUGCGGUUGCAUCGAGUAAUUAUACCAUGUAUAGAUUUCAUGUACCAAUUUUGUGGAAACUAGAGUUUAAAUUGAAUGCUAUUGUUGAGCAUUGGAAUCUGUUGGACAAUUUUGUUCAGAUGCUAAACGUGUUCGAAAUAUUCGCUAUGAUGAGUUUGUUUUUCUGGUUCUUCUUGUUUUGCCUGUUGAAUAUUGAAAAGAAAAAAAAAGCUGUGUGUCA